This is a messenger RNA of Beta vulgaris subsp. vulgaris (sugar beet), 1830 nucleotides long. RefSeq lists its product as uncharacterized. Gene Ontology annotation, biological process: DNA repair; telomere maintenance. Gene Ontology annotation, molecular function: DNA helicase activity. Bases 1 to 1830 code for a protein of 609 amino acids. NCBI's taxonomy places the organism in Eukaryota, Viridiplantae, Streptophyta, Magnoliopsida, Caryophyllales, Amaranthaceae. The transcript has 2 exons. The record is from RefSeq and is a predicted model, not a curated record.
AUGCUUCUAAGAGCUGGGAGAUGCCUGCAGCAGUAUAUUGUGGACAUGUAUGUCAAAAUUGAAAACACGCGGUUGGAUUUUUUCCGCUACAAUCAAAAAACCAUCAGAGCAGAUCUAUACCAAGGCAUACUUGAUACACUGGAAAGCGGAGAAAACAGUGCAGCUAAUGUCCACAGAGUCAUAUUGCCACCUUCGUUCCUCGGAGGACCUAGAGACAUGAAAAUGAGAUAUUUAAAUGCAAUGUGUUUGGUGCAGCGCUAUGGAAAGCCUGAUUUGUUCAUCACAAUGACAUGCAAUGUAAAUUGGCCAGAGAUCAAGAAUGAGUUGGCUGUUGGAGAAGAAGCUCAGAGUCGUCCAAAUUUGGUUGCAAGGAUUUUUCGUGCCAAGCUACUAGCAUUGAAGAAACAUAUUCUUAAUCACAUGAUGCAUGGUCCGUGUGGCCACAUGAACCCUGAAUGUGCAUGUAUGAAGCAUUUAAAGAGCAAGGGGUCUUGCAAGUAUGGAUACCCAAAACAGUUUCGCAGUGAGACGAUAAACAAUGGUGAUGGUUAUCCGAUGUACAAGAGAUGGGAUACUGGUGACAGUGCUUCUAUACGCAAAGCAACAUUGGAUAACAGAUGGGUAAUACCAUAUAACCCUUAUCUUUCAUCCCUGUUUGACUGUCAUUUAGACGUAGAAGUAUGCUCGACAAUUGAAGCAGUGAAGUACUUAUAUAAGUACGUUUACAAGGGGCAUGACAAGAUCUCCUUCAAUGUUGUGCGGAGAGGUGAGGUUGACACUAUUGAUGAGAUAGAGCAUUACCAGUCAGGGAGGUGGGUUUCUGCUUGUGAAGCUUCAUGGCGCACUUUUGGAUUUGACCUUUUUGAAAUGCACCCAUCUGUCAUGCCCCUCCCAGUGCAUUUACCUAAUAUGCAAACAGUCCAAAUAAGGCCUUAUGAACAACUUGAUAGCGUUGUUUUGAAUGACAAACGCUCGCGAACUCCCCUUACAACUUUUUUUAAAGCCAAUGCCACAAUUGAAGGUGAACGAAGUUAUUUAUAUGGCGAAUUCACAGAGCACUAUAGGUGGGAUCUUUCUUCAAAGGAAUGGGUUAAGAGAAAAAAUAAGGUGAUUGUCAUUGGUAGGCUCACAUUUGUAACUCCAACAGAGGGAGAAAUAUAUUUUUUGAGGUUGUUGCUUCUGAAUGUACGAGGGCUGCGGUCAUUUGAAGACCUUUUAACAGUUGACGGGUAUAGAUGUGCAUCCUUUCAAGAAGCAGCCAUUAAGCUCAGGUUGCUAGAAGAAGAUGAUGCAAUUGAUAAGUGCUUAGCUGAGGCAUGUGAAGUACAAAUGCCUCCUGCUAUCCGUCGCCUUUUCUCAACUGUCCUGAUUUUUUGCCAACCAAGUGACCCAAAUGCAUUGUGGUUAAAAUACUAUGCUGCCCUCUCAGAGAUUUUAGCCAAAAUUCCUAAUUUCCCAGAGAAGGUCAAGAAGAUGAUGAUUCGGAGGACAAAGGAUAUUGCCGAUGCACUAGAUGCACCAAUACCCCAAGAUUGCAUUGAUUGUCGUUCAAAACUCAACUCAGCACAACAAAAAGCAUUUGAUGCAAUAAUCCACCAUGUUAAACAGGGAAAGCCUGAUGCAUUUUUCAUAGAUGGCCCUGGUGGAACAGGCAAAAUGUUCUUAUACAAUGCGCUCUAUGCUGAAGUUCGCUUAAUGAAUCAGAUAGUGCUCCCUACUGCCACUUCAGGUAUCGCUGCAUCUAACAUACCCUCUGGAAGAACAGCAUAUUCCCGGUUCAAGAUACCCAUUGAUUCAGAUGCUUCACUGGCUUGUGAUCGAUGUUCCUAA